Molecule: messenger RNA, 1007 nt
Organism: Oryctolagus cuniculus (rabbit)
Lineage: Eukaryota; Metazoa; Chordata; Mammalia; Lagomorpha; Leporidae
Source: RefSeq, a predicted model, not a curated record
CUACCUCCAAAGCAUGGAAUUGAGGAAACAGCUGCUGAAUGCAGGAGACUGGGUGCCCAGGCUCAUCCUUUUGUGGUUGACUGCAGUAACCGAGAAGAUAUUUACAGCUCUGCAAAGAAGGUAAAGGCAGAAAUUGGAGAUGUUAGCAUCUUAGUAAAUAAUGCUGGUGUAGUCUACACAUCUGAUUUGUUUGCUACACAAGACCCUCAGAUUGAAAAAGCUUUUGAAGUUAAUGUGCUUGCGCAUUUCUGGACUACAAAGGCAUUUCUUCCAGCGAUGAUGAAGAACAAUCACGGUCAUAUUGUCACUGUGGCUUCCGCAGGUGGACAUACUGUGGUCCCCUUCUUACUGGCUUAUUGUUCCAGCAAGUUUGCUGCUGUUGGGUUUCAUAGAGCUUUGACUGACGAGCUGGCUGCCUUAGAAAGAACCGGAGUCAAGACGACGUGUCUCUGCCCGAAUUUCAUAAACACUGGCUUCAUCAAAAAUCCAAGCACCAGCCUGGGACCCACCCUGGAACCUGAGCAAGUGGUAAACAAGCUGAUGAAUGGGAUCCUGACAGAGGAGAAAAUGAUCUUUGUGCCAUCUUCUAUACGCUUUUUAAUGAUAUUGGAAAGGAUCCUUCCUGAGCAUUUCCUGGCACUUGCAAAACGAAAGCUCAACAUUAAGUUUGAUGCAGUAAUUGGAUAUAAAAAGAAAGAAUAAGUGUCUGGUCUUCCUGAACACUGAUUCCCCACAUUUAAGUGAUUUCUCGUAACAUUAAUCAGUUUCAACGUUGGAAGUUCCCUUUUUCCUAAUUGUCCUUUUUUCUUCAGUAUCACCCUAACUAUUCUCAUUUAUCUCCACUUUUUUUUUAUCUGAAACAUGAUUUCUUGUAUCACAGAAAUGACCAUAGGAAUUGACUUUACAGAAAAUGAGGAAAAGGAACAAAAACAAUAUGACAGUAAUUCCUGGGGGAAAAAAAAUUUUUUUGCAAUGCUUUCAUUAAACCAAAGAUAACUUCUGAUUAA